CCACAGUUCAUUAAUACCUUUUCUCGACCUUCAAAUGGUUAUCAUCCAAUGGCUACCGCUGGUGGUGGUGGUGGUGGUGGUGGUGCUGGCGGUGGGCCUAUGCCAAUGAAUGCCUAUCCUCCUCAACACAUCCCACAACAGCAAUCCCUUCCUCCCCAACAACAACGACAAUUCAUUCCAGCACAAAACGUCCCUCAACAACAUCAAUUCCAAAUUUCACAACAGCAACAAUACCACCAUCAACAACAAUUGUACCAACAACAACAGCAGCAACGUCAACAACAACCAAGAGCAGCAGCAGCAGCCAGACCCAAACGUCCAACGCGAAAUGUGAAAAAGAAGGUCACGUAUGACGAAUCAUCCGACGACGAAGAGGAGGAUUUGGCCUUUCUGGAAGAGGAAUCUGAACAAUCGGAAGAAAGCGAGUUUGAGGAUGACGAGCCUGUUGUCAGUUUGAAAAAGAAGGGAAAGAAGGGUCCACAAGCGACGAAUGCGACCAUUGAACCAGAAGAAGUUGUUGUUAUUCCUAUUGGAACAAAGGUGUUUGAGAAAAUCCUAGAUUAUCGUCAGAAUGAGGAAACGGAUCAAGAUGAAUUGUUGGUUAAAUACAAGAACAUGAGUUUCCAUCACGUGGAAUGGGUUCCUCUGAAACGCAUUGAAGGCGAGCAUCUAGGCAAGCAUCGUGUCAAGAAGUUCUUGCAAAAGUGGAAUCAAGAUGGCCAACGUGGCGAAGACUUUAGAGAUCAUUUGAAGGUGGACCGUGUCAUUGAUGAGGGUGAGUUGCAAGACCCGGCUUCAGGAGAAACCAAAAUCUUCUUCCUUGUCAAAUGGAACGGUCUUUUCUAUGAUGCCAGUACUUGGGAAACAGAAGAGGAUUUGCGAAAGAUCGAUGCUCUCAAAAUCGACGAGUUCCAUCAAAGACGUCAAAUCCCGCAAGAAAAACUAGCCAAUUCACCACCACGUCCUACGCCCAUGACACCAUUCCAACACUAUGAUCAGUCGCCCGAUUAUCGCUACACCAACGAGCUUCGAUCAUACCAGUUGGAGGGUCUAAACUGGCUACGCUUCUGUUACCACAACUAUCGCUCAUGUAUCUUGGCCGAUGAAAUGGGCCUUGGCAAGACCGUACAGUCUGUUGCGCUCCUCAAUGACAUUUACUACACUUUGGGCAUUCGUGGUCCAUUCUUGAUUGUUGCACCAUUAUCAACUGUGCCUCAUUGGAUUCGUGCAUUCAAUGCAUGGACUGAGCUCAACGUGAUCGACUUCCGUGGUAGCAAUCAUGCACGCAGCUUGAUUGUUGAGACGGAGUUUUACUAUAAGGAUAUGCAAGGCGCCAUCAUCCCCAACCGAUACAAGUUUGAUGUCCUUGUUACGACUUAUGAAAUGGCUUCCGCUGGUGCAUCAUUGCUACGUGAAGUUCAAUGGAAGGCAGGCGUGUUUGAUGAAGCCCAUCGAUUGAAGAACAAGCAAUCUAAAGUAUUGGAAAUCCUCAAAACCUUUUACAUUGAGCACAAGCUUCUGUUGACGGGUACACCACUGCAAAACAACCUCGACGAACUCUACAGUUUGCUCAACUUUAUGCAACCCGAAGUCUUCAAUGAUGAGCGACUCUUCUUUGCAGAAUUCGGAACACUGCAAACGGCUGCUCAAGUCGAACGUCUGCAGGCAUUAUUGAAACCAAUCAUGUUGCGACGUUUCAAGGAAGAUGUUGAAAAGACAAUUCCUGUCAAGGAAGAAACUGUGAUCGAAGUCGAACUGACCAACCCUCAAAAGAAGUGGUACCGAGCGAUUCUGGAAAAGAACUUUAGUUUCUUGAAGAAGAAUGCCAAGACCAACAAGGAAAUGCCACACUUGCGCAACAUCAUGAUGCAGUUACGCAAGUGCUGUAUUCAUCCGUAUCUUUUGGAAGGUGCCGAAGAAGUGAUCCUGUCUGAAUGUCAUGCAAGUGUUCCUCGGGAACAAUUCAACUGCUUGGUCCAAUCUUCUGGUAAACUGGUGCUGAUCGACAAGCUUUUGAGAAAGCUGAUCAAAGGCAACCACAAGGUUCUGAUUUUCUCCCAGUUUACAAGCUGUCUCGAUAUUUUGGCAGACUAUUUACGUGGUCGCAGCUACGCUUACGAGCGGAUCGAUGGUAGUGUUCCUGGUGAUCAACGUCAAGCAGCCAUUGAUCGUUUCACUACCCUUCCGAUCCAAGAGUCAUUCGUGUUCUUGUUGUGUACCAGAGCUGGUGGUGUUGGUAUCAACUUGACUGCUGCCGAUACGUGUAUCAUUUUCGACAGCGAUUGGAACCCUCAAAACGAUUUGCAAGCCCAAGCGCGUUGCCAUCGUAUCGGUCAAACAAAACCUGUUCAGAUCUAUCGUCUUAUUUGCCGCAACACAUAUGAAAAAGACAUGUUUGAUCGUGCCGGUAUCAAGUUGGGUCUCGACAAGGCUGUAAUGCAACGAUCCGGCGUCGCUACUACCGAUGAUAGCGCUGGCGGCUCGAGCAAGAACGAACUGUCCAAGAAGGAAAUUGAAGACUUGUUGAAGAAGGGUGCUUAUGGUGCUAUGCUCGAUGAUGAGGCCAGUACCAAAUUCUGUGAAGAAGAUAUUGAUCAGAUUCUCGAGCGACGUACUACCGUUAUCCGCCACGAAGGCAAUGAAAAGGGUUCCGUUUUUUCAAAGGCUACAUUCUCUGCCACCGAAGACAGCGUGAGUGUCGAAAUUGACGAUCCCGACUUUUGGGAAAAGUGGGCAGCAAAAGCAAACAUUGAUGCUGCAGAGGAAGUCGACGAGAACAAUCUUAUUGUGUACGAACCUCGACGAAGACGUACCGUUCAACGCUUUGGUAGCCGUCCUAUCGAUGGCUCGUACUCAUCCAACGACAAUGCCGAAGAUUCAGAUGCGUACGAAGAGGAGCAGGAAAAGACGCGAAAGAAGGACCAAACGCGGGCAUGGAGCUUAUCGGAAAAGACCAAAUACGAGCGCAAGCUCAUGAUUUAUGGCUACGGUCGUUGGGAUUUGAUGAAGCCCCAUUUCCCGCGUCGAUCUGAGAAGGAUCUGAAAUCAGUCACGCGUGCCUUGAUGCGCAAGGUUGUGCCUACCAUCGAACCCAACAACGAAGAGGAUCGCAAGCUGGUGGACGAUAUCGACCAGAUUCUGGAAUCCGAUUGUCGAGACGAAGUCCGUGGUGAUCGCACGGUUCCAUAUUCGGGUGCUACCAAAAAGCAAAUCACCGAGUUUCGGUCAUUCCUUGAUCAAGCUCCGGCUGAGUACGUUGAACAUAUCGAGCGUAAAGGUCGUAACUUUUUGUUACGUAUCCAAAUGCUGUAUUUGAUCCGCGAUAAGAUUGUGCCUAAACGUUGGGAGGAUGCCAAGGAGUUGACAAUUCCCAAGGUUACUGGCUCUGCUCCUGCUCCAUGGUGGGGUGAUGAUGAGGACCGUGAUCUCCUGCUCGGGAUCUGUAAGCAUGGUUACCAACAGUACCUUGCUAUGCGCAAUGACUCGGAGUUCUGUUUCUAUGGCCGCAAAUACGACGAUAGUCGUGCUGGUUCACUUGAGGAUGAGGAUUCGGCUCCUAUCAGCAACGGCAAGAAGGAGGAAGCGACGCCUGAAGUUGAAGAGAAGGAAGACGAGGAUGAUGAACGACAGGUCUAUGUCUGGCCUUCCAAAGCUGAUAUUGGUAUGCGCUUGCGCCGUAUCAUUGCUGCCUUCCUCCGUGAACAGGCCAACGAUGCCAGAAAGCGCAAGGUCCAAGAAAAAGAGCAAAAGAAGGAACGUGACCGCAAGUCCAGAGCCAAGGAACGUGAAUCGCGACAGGCACAAAGAGCGCGUGCCAAGCAGCAAGAAAUCUCGAAUCGAUGGACGAAAAAGAACAAGGCCGACUUUUUGCGUACCAUCUUGUCUUUUGGUCUCGAAACGCAUCCAGACGAAACCGAUGUACAAUGGGGUCGUUUCAAGGAAAUUGCUGGGCUAGAGAAAAAGACGGACGAGUCGUUGGAUCUGUACCUGCAAAAGUUCUUGGCGUCGUGUGAGGAGACGCUGAAACGGCCAAAGCCGGAGCAAGAGAAUCAGAAAGCAACGGGUAACCAUGACGAUGACAACGGCACCGGUGGUGCCAGCGUCAAGGCUGAAGAAGAUUCUGCCUCCCCUGAACCAUCGCAACAGGUCAAGUCUUUACAAGCAGCUCAAGAUAACAACAACAAUUUGACAAGCCGUGAUUCGAGUGUCGAGCCUCCACAGUCUCCUCCGCCAGCGCAGGAUGACAAGCAUGCUGGUGAACGCGAAGAGCUUGGUGAUGCAGACUUGGUGCCUUAUGACAAGGCUCGACGUGCACUGAAGCGUAUAGAACAAAUGAAGACGAUCCGUGAAAAGGUGAUGGUUAACCCUGAGCUUGAUUCGCUCUUGGCAAAUGCUCGCAAGACGUCAGGAUUGCCAAACUGGUGGGAAGUGCCGCGCCAUGACAAGGGUCUCCUUCAAGGCAUUUGCACGCACGGCAUUGGUCGCCACGACUUGUUGAUCAACGACCCAGAACUUCCAUUUUACGACAGCAAGCAAAAGAUCAUGGAACAGGACGGUGACAUUGGCGUAGGCGAAAAUACAGAUACUGUCAUGGACAAGCUGCAGUGGCCCAAAGAUCUAGUCAUUGCACGACGUAUUGAUGCAUUAUGCGACCUUGUUCUUAACCCGAAAUCGCACUCAAAACGAUUCAAGGGUGGCCGUAAGCGCAAGGCUCGAUUAAUAUUACCAGCAGGGUCAGGAGGAGGAGGAGGAGCUGAAAUGCCAAAGCGAUCCUUGAAAGGAGGCAAUAACACGACGAACUCCAAAUUAAAACUGACUGUCAAGGAGCCAGAAGAAAGCAGUAGUAAGGACACGGGUUACAAUAGCAACGACUUGUCUUCUGGUUUGGAUUACAGCGACGAUAGCGGUGAAGAUACGGAUACGAUUCUGGAAGAAGCAACACAACGGAUGCGCAAGCGUUACAAGGGAAACAAUGAUCAUUCUGAACAACAGCAACCAUCAUCAUCAAUAGCACCAGCACCAGCACCAGCAUCAUCAUCAUCAUCACCACCACUACCGAAGCCGCCACAAUCAUCAUCGUCAUCACAGCGUCAAGUAGCUUCCUCCGAGUCUUCUGACGAGAAGCAUUCUGUGGUCCCUGAAGCCGAUAUUAUAUCCGCUGCAGAUGAUGAUGAUGACUACUCGACUGAUUCUGAUGACCAAGACGAAGAUGUACACAUGCGCGAUAAUGAUGAAUUUUAAAGAGACAACACACCCACACACACACACACACACACCCAUUGUAUCAUAGACGACAACUUUUCCAAUUGAAACCUUGAAAUAUAACCCUUUCCCUCCCUCAUCCCUUUCUUCCCUCAAACCUAACCCAUACACACACACACACGACUUUUUCCUUAUAGUAGCUCCACAUUCUGUGCUUGUUUUGCGUUUUCCCUUCUUUUUCUUUUAUAUUUUUCCAAAUUAUACAUAUAUAAAUUUCUCUUUUUCUUUUCUAACAAAAAAAAAAAAAAAA
This is a messenger RNA of Zychaea mexicana, 5512 nucleotides long. Its product is annotated as SNF2 family N-terminal domain-containing protein. Gene Ontology annotation, molecular function: ATP binding; ATP-dependent chromatin remodeler activity. NCBI's taxonomy places the organism in Eukaryota, Fungi, Mucoromycota, Mucoromycetes, Mucorales, Lichtheimiaceae. Bases 49 to 5241 code for a protein of 1730 amino acids. The transcript has 16 exons. The record is from RefSeq and is a predicted model, not a curated record.